Molecule: messenger RNA, 759 nt
Organism: Mytilinidion resinicola
Lineage: Eukaryota; Fungi; Ascomycota; Dothideomycetes; Mytilinidiales; Mytilinidiaceae
Exons: 1
Coding region: 99-641 (180 amino acids)
Source: RefSeq, a predicted model, not a curated record
CGAUCGCACUCAACUCAAACCAUCUCCUCUUAGAGGAUAUCCAUGAGUAUACCAUAGACAGUCUCUCGAUUAUCAAAACGACACAGCAACCAUUCAACAUGGUCCUCAAUCAUAUCGACCCCCAAGCCAUCCCGGACGACGACAACUCCACCGUCUGCACGGCGGCCACGCCACCUGAAACCGUUGUAGCCGACCUCAUGGACGAAGACUAUGCAUUUGGCGACAUCAAGACCAACUCCUCUGUUCCUUGGCCGGGCUCCACCUUUAUCAUCCGUUCAACCUCAUCUGGCCACGUGAUCACGCUGGUCGACGGACAGAUCAUCCUGGCCCCAAUAGGCGGCCGCGGCUCCAUCCACUGGGUAUGCAUGGAGACGAAAGGCUGGCUCGGUUUCCGGAACAAAGCCUCGGGUCGCCUGUUGGGUCAUGAUGACAAGGGGAACUUGCGCUGCGCAGCCGGGCGGCAUCAAGGAUGGGAGAACUUCUGCGUUAGAUUGAGGCCGGAGGGGGGAUAUGUCCUGCUAAUGACGCAUUUUGAGAGGCUCUGGCACGUGGGUAUCAAGAAAGAGCAUGGGGUGGAGAAAUUGGCGAAGAUCGGGGAUGGGGGCAAUGAUGGGCUUGUUUGGGAGUUUGUGAAGGUCUAAUGUAUCGAGGUCCUGAUUCAAGUGCCUUCUGAGCUACGCAUGGAAGAAGAACCGACUGUAAGUAGCCCUGGAAUGUCCCAAUAUGCGCAGCAACGAAUUAGGAAGAAUUUGAACCAUC